AGUCUCGUGCCUCAUCUAACAAGUAAUCGUCACAGUGGUAGAUUUGCGCUGUUACACAUCACUGCACUGCACAGGCACAGAUCCACAUGGGCUCCAUCGUUGCCGACGCCGAUCGCCGGCCACACGCCGUGUGCGUGCCGUUCCCAGCGCAGGGCCACGUGACGCCGAUGCUGAAGCUAGCCAAGGUUCUCCACAGCCGAGGCUUCCACAUCACCUUCGUCAACUCGGAGUUCAACCACCGCCGCUUGCUCCGCUCCCGCGGCGCCAGCGCGCUUGACGGCCUCCCGGACUUCCGCUUCGCCGCCAUCCCGGAGGGUCUGCCCCCGUCCGACGCCGACGCCACCCAGGACGUGCCGUCGCUCUGCCGCGCCACCAUGGAGAACUGCCUCCCGCAUUUCAGGAGCCUCCUCGCCGAGCUCAACUCCUCCCCGGACGUGCCGCCGGUCACUUGCGUCGUCGGAGACGACGUCAUGAGCUUCACCCUGGAAGCAGCCAGAGAGGUCGGCGUGCCGUGUGCGCUGUUCUGGACGGCCAGCGCCUGCGGCUACCUGGGCUACCGCUAUUACCGCGACCUCAUGGAGAAGGGCAUCUUCCCGCUCAAAGACGCCGAGCAGCUGACGAACGGGUUCUUGGACACGCCGACGGACUGGGCGCUGGGGAUGAGCAAGCACACGCGGCUCAAGGACUUCCCAAGUUUCGUGCGCUCGACGGACCCCGACGAGUUCAUGUUCCACUUCGCCCUGAAGGUGACAGAGCAGAUAGUCGGCGCGGACGCCGUCAUCCUCAACACUUUCGACGAGCUCGAGCAGGAGGCGCUCGACGCCAUGCGCGCCAUGAUCCCGUCGUCCGCGUCCAUCCACACCAUCGGGCCGCUCGCGUUCCUCGCCGAGGAGAUAGUGCCCCGCGGAGGCCCGACCGACGCGCUAGGCUCCAACCUCUGGAAGGAGGACGUGUCCUGCUUCGAGUGGCUCCACGGCAGGGCGCCCAGGUCGGUGGUGUACGUGAACUACGGCAGCAUCACGGUGAUGACGAACGAGGAGCUGGUGGAAUUCGCGUGGGGCCUGGCCAACAGCGGCCACGACUUCCUGUGGAUCAUCCGGCCGGACCUGGUCAACGGCGACGCCGCCGUGCUGCCGCCGGAGUUCCUGGAAGCCAUCAGGGGCCGCGGCCACCUGGCGAGCUGGUGCCCGCAAGAGGUGGUGCUGAGGCACGAGGCGGUGGGCGUGUUCCUGACGCACUGCGGGUGGAACUCCACCAUGGAGAGCCUGUGCGGCGGGGUGCCGAUGCUGUGCUGGCCCUUCUUCGCGGAGCAGCAGACCAACUGCCGGUACACGUGCGUGGAGUGGGGCGUGGCCAUGGAGAUCGGCCAGGACGUUCGGCGGGAGGCGGUGGAGGAGAAGAUCCGAGAGGCGAUGGGCGGGGAGAAGGGAAUGGAGAUGCAGCGCCGCGCGGGGGAGUGGCAGCAGACUGGUCUCCGCGCGACGCGGCCCGGAGGGCGCUCAUACGCCAACCUCGACAAGCUGGUCGCCGACGUGCUCCUCUCGGGUACUAGCGGCAAGAGUUCUUAAAAUCUCAGGAGGGUUUCACUUCGCACACCGCCACCGUCCAAUGAUUCGGACUGAACAUGGAUGGUAUGGUAGUACACCAAAAGAGAAGUUUGUGUGAAUGUCGAGGCAAACCCGUAAAUCAUGGAGCAUGUGAUGGAAUGGAAGGACCGAAGGAGCCAGUAGCGGAAGAAGUUACUUCUCGUAGCAGGCAAAAAUUGGAAUAUGAAAAUCUGGAAGCCAAGAGGGUUAAUCCCUAAUUACUAUAUUUUCUAUCUGCUAGCUGUAUUCGUUGCAAAUGCACACGGUCUGCUGUUUGUACGAGUGUCUGGUAGGCACCUCUACGCUUAAUUAGGUUUUGUCCAAUUUUUAUUUAGUAAUUACAUUAAAAAAUCGAAGAUCGAAGUUAAUACUAGGUGUAAUUUAUGGGGGUCUUAAUAUGAUCUAACUGAUGAUGGUUUGAUAAGGGUUAGGUACAUAUUAUCGUGUUGUUUGGUUGGUCCAUUUUACUAUAUAAACCAUUAAAG
Zea mays is the source of this 2071-nucleotide messenger RNA. Its product is annotated as cytokinin-O-glucosyltransferase 2. The record is from RefSeq and is marked validated. Gene Ontology annotation, molecular function: quercetin 3-O-glucosyltransferase activity; quercetin 7-O-glucosyltransferase activity. The transcript is spliced from 2 exons. NCBI's taxonomy places the organism in Eukaryota, Viridiplantae, Streptophyta, Magnoliopsida, Poales, Poaceae. Bases 87 to 1568 code for a protein of 493 amino acids.